AUGACCAUCACAUCGAUGAAUUUUGUAUUCGUUUUAAUUGGAAUUAUGCAAGCGAUUGAAGUUAAGAAUGUAGAUAGCAAACUUGGAGAACUCUGUCCCGAACUUCAAUUUGAUCCGAAAAUUAUGACAUAUGAAAUAUCAUUCAUUGUAGUUGUGUCAUUAUUAGGAAUUGUCAUGGGAUAUUUAUCAUUUAAUUUAUAUCGUCGAUUCGGUUGGAAAAUUUAUAAAAAGUAUGGAUUUGACAGAUCAAUGCAAAGAUUAGUUUUACCAACGUUUUAUAUAAUGUAUAAAUAUAAAAACAUGGGUCAAAAAUUCCUGAUAUUCGCUAGUUCUGCUAUUUUGAUCUUGGUAUUUUUCUUUGAAGCAUUAGCAUAUAGAUCAAUCAAAAAGGAAUGGAAAGCCGGGAUGACUUCGUUUAUAAUUUUUUGGAUAUUUGCCUUGUUAAAUUUCGCUGGUUUGUAUUAUGGGGUAAUAAAUGCAUCAUUGACGACUUAUUGGUAUAUCGGAUUCGUUGUUGGUUUUGGACGCGGGUUAAAAGAAUAUCUUGAUAAAGAAAGGAAUGAGAAAACACCGAAAGCUUCCGGUUCAAAAUAUCAAAACAUUUGA
Funneliformis mosseae is the source of this 606-nucleotide messenger RNA. Lineage: Eukaryota; Fungi; Glomeromycota; Glomeromycetes; Glomerales; Glomeraceae. The record is from the annotation of a GenBank genome assembly.